AUGUUCAAUACCCAAGACAUUAGUGCCUUUUGUUUAUCAAAUUUGACAACACCAUUUUUGAUUGUCCUAGCAUGGAUCUUUUUGGAUUUCAUUGGUAUCCUUUCCCCCGAGAAAAUUAAGAAUCUUCCAAGUGUUCCAGGAUUCCCUAUAGUGGGUAAUCUUUAUCAAGUUUUAUCAAAUCCUGCGAAAACUUAUAUGAAAUGGGCUAGAAAAUAUGGUGAUGUUUUUCAAAUGAGGUUUGGAACAAGAAUCGUUGUCGUUGCUAAUUCUUUUGAUUCAGUUAAAGAGUUAUGGAUAAAAAAUAGAAAUGCAAACAACUCUAGACCCAUAUUAUACACUUUCCAUUCAGUUGUUUCAAGUACUCAAGGUUUUACUAUAGGUACGACUCCAUAUGGUGAUUCUUACAAGAGGAAGAAAAAAAUCGUUGCCACUACUCUUAAUAAGAAAAAUGUUGAAAAGUUGAGUGGAUUGAUGGAUCAAGAGUGUACGAAUAUGUUCAAAAGAAUUGAAGUUGAAAAAGCCAUCAUUGAUAAAUGUUCAAAAGAUAAAGAUAUAGACCUUUUCAAAUUACUUCAAGGUUUCGUCUUAAGAGUCAGUCUUUAUAUUACCUAUGGAUAUCUUGUGAAAGUGGAACAUACUGAUAAAUGUAAAUUAUUUGAUGAAAUUACACACGUUGAAAACAUCAUUGUUAGAUUAAGAGGUCACAGUUCCAACUUGCAAGAUUAUUUACCUAUUUUAAGAUUCAAUCCGUUUGGUGAAAAAAGUCAACAGGCUAAUGAUUUUAGAGAUCGAAGAGAUACAUAUAUGUCUAAAUUUAUAAAUGAUUUGAAGCUGAAAAUGGAAAAAGAUGAAGAUUAUAAAGAUUCAAUAGUCAGUAAGUCAUUGAGAGGGCAUCCAGAUUUCCCCACUGUUACAGAAGCUGAAUUGAAAUCUGUCUGCUUAACAAUGGUUAGCGCUGGUCUAGAUAACACUCCAUUAGUUUUGAAUCAUAUUGUUGGUCAUUUAUCACAACCUGAAUAUGGUGAAAGACUUCAAACCAUUGCAAUCAACGAAAUCUUGGGUCAUUAUGGUGAUUUAAGUACUGCUUAUUAUAGAUGUUCAGAGGAGAUUGAGAUUGAUUAUAUCAAAGCGUUGUUGAAAGAAGGUUUAAGAUAUUUUUCGGUUUUACCUACAAGUUUACCUCGUUCAACUACACAAGAUAUCAUUUAUAAAAAUGCAGUCAUACCGAAAGGAACCAUACUUUUCAUGAAUACAUUUGCUGCAAAUCACGAUUCGAAACAUUUCGAAAAUCCAUUUUUGUUUGAGCCAUCCAGAUAUUUGACUGAAGAUUACAAAAUGAAAGUCAAUGAUGAAGGAACAAAUUCUUUUACAUUUGGUGCUGGGGCAAGAAUGUGCGCAGGUUCAUACCUUGCGAAUAAAGAGAUGUAUAUAGCACUCACAAGAUUAAUCAUUUUGUACCAUAUCAAACCACCAAAGGACUUAAAAAACAAUUUGAUGGAGUUAGAUCCUUUCAAAUUAAAUUCAGUUCCAGAUUCAGUUGCAAUUGAACCAUCAGUUUAUAAAGUUCGUCUUGAGAAGAGAGAUCCACAGUUGUUUGAUAUUUUAAUUGGACAAAACAAUCCCCAAGCGUCCCAUCAGGAAGUGUGA
Hansenula ciferrii is the source of this 1647-nucleotide messenger RNA. RefSeq names its product Cytochrome P450 2C25. The coding region runs from base 1 to 1647 and encodes 548 amino acids. Gene Ontology annotation, molecular function: heme binding; monooxygenase activity; iron ion binding. The transcript has 2 exons. Lineage: Eukaryota; Fungi; Ascomycota; Saccharomycetes; Phaffomycetales; Wickerhamomycetaceae. The record is from RefSeq and is a predicted model, not a curated record.